Molecule: messenger RNA, 1575 nt
Organism: Hydra vulgaris (swiftwater hydra)
Lineage: Eukaryota; Metazoa; Cnidaria; Hydrozoa; Anthoathecata; Hydridae
Product: enhancer of mRNA-decapping protein 3
Biological process (GO): deadenylation-independent decapping of nuclear-transcribed mRNA; P-body assembly
Cellular component (GO): P-body
Molecular function (GO): mRNA binding
Source: RefSeq, a predicted model, not a curated record
UGACAAGUUUUACUUUUUCUUAAUGUUUUUGGAGCAGUUUUUUAGAGAAAAAUGAAGAUUUUUUGCUCUGAUUAUUUGAACGCAUAGUUGAAGUUUUAGUCAUUUCAAAUUAUUUUUUUUGCUAUCUUUUUUAGUUCGCUAGCAUAAUUUCUUCAAACCUUCAUAAAAAAAAUGUUGCAAAGAAAUUAAAAAUAAAUAGUUUUUAUAUGAAGUUGACCAUAAACUGUAAUCGACAAGUGGUAUGGAGGAUAAAAAUGCGAAUUCGUUUAUUGGCUUCUAUAUUUCUCUAUCUUGCAGUAAUAACAGUGUUUAUGAAGGUGAAGUAAGUCAUAUUGAUUUUUCAAAACAGUUAAUAACACUUAUUCAUGCUCAUCAGUUGUUUCCUGAUGGAACAAGCUUGAAGUUUCCCAGAAUAACACUAACUCGUAAUCACAUUCAAAAUUUGAAAAUACUACGCGAAAAAAUAAAAGUAACCGAUGAACCUAAACAAUCAAAAUGUUUUGAAAUGAAUGGGCAAAAUAACAAAAUUCCAAGAGACUCGAAUAAAAAUUUCUCUUUGUACAAAAAAGAAAAGUUGAAGUCCCAAAGUUUGAAUUUGGAUCAAGUCGAACUUUACCCUGAUUUUGAUUUUGAAAAAAAUUUAGCUAAAUUUGAUAAACGUGCAGUAUAUGAGCAAAUGAUUCAAAACUCUGAAGAAUCUCUUCCUAAUGGGAUACCUAGUUAUGAUAAAAAAAUGAAAUGUCAGGAAAACAUUCUUGAGAGUCAACCUUUAUCUUUAAGACAUAUCAAAGUACCAUUAGAACAUGCAGGAAAAGAAUAUUCAACUGAAGAUGGAUUCAUUGUCCCAGCGAUAACACAAGCUUUAAAAAAAAAACUUUUUGCAGAGGCAGUAAAUGCAGGUCUCACUAUCCAGCAAAUUAUUGAAAAUGCUGGUAUAUGUGUAUGUCAAAUGACUCUUCAACUGGUAGGUGGAUCUCUUCGUAUAAAUCCCAAUAAUAACCACCAGCGACCUCUUAUUGUUGUUUUAGCUGGUUCUCACACACAAGGUAUGCAAGCUAUAUGUACUGCUAGACAUUUAGUUAACCAUACUGUAAAAGUUGUUCUUUAUUUACCAGAAAAAACUCCUAAUAUAAAAUCUCAACUAGACUUAUUUCUUAAAUCAGGAGGAAAGGUUAUUCAUUCUUAUAAAGAUUUACCUACAAAGCCUGUUGAUUUGGUUAUAGAUGCAAUGGUGGGACUAGAAAGCAAUUCAAAAAACUUUGAUUGGCUUCCGUAUGCUAUCUCGUGGGCUAAUCAAAACAAGGCACCAUUGUUAGCAAUUGACCCUUGCUUGGUUCAGUCAUCCUUAGAAGCUCCUGAUAUAAAAUGGACAAUGGCAAUGGGUUUACCAAUGAUUAAUUUACCAAAAAGUAGUCGUAUUUUUUUGGCAGAUGUUGGUAUUCCCAAAGGCAUUUUUGCUGAUGUAGGGAUUCAAUACAUAUCACCAUUUAAAGAUAAAUUUUACAUUCCAAUUUAUGAAUGCUGAAAUUUGUUUAUAUGAUUUUAAAGGUUUUAAUAAAUUCCUUGUCUUAUUAA